Molecule: messenger RNA, 2872 nt
Organism: Hyposmocoma kahamanoa
Lineage: Eukaryota; Metazoa; Arthropoda; Insecta; Lepidoptera; Cosmopterigidae
Product: fasciclin-2-like
Exons: 16
Coding region: 226-2613 (795 amino acids)
Biological process (GO): cell adhesion
Cellular component (GO): membrane
Molecular function (GO): protein binding
Source: RefSeq, a predicted model, not a curated record
GCUUCCAACCCGCACACAAAUCAAUUAGACCGAACUCGAGCGGCCGAACACAUUCAUUCUUUUGUUUCAAAAAAUUUAGAACGCAUUUAGAAUAUUCGAACACGGAAUGAAAUUUUAAAUAUAGGCGUUUGUUUUUAAAAGUAAACCGAAAGCCCGGGGACUUGCUGUUAUAGUACUUAUACAAUUUGUAGGCUGCCAUUUGUUAUUGUGUUUUAUUAUUGCAAGAUGUUGACAACGAGAGAUAUUUUCAUUUAUAUUUUUGUUAUUUUCGUCUCUACUAAAGAAAGUUUAUCCUGCUUCAGUUACAACCAGACGAUAGAAAAAAUAAUACCAGCAGACAGUACAUUUUAUAUAGACUGUAAAUGCCAGGACAAUACAAAGACGAAGCCUGAUCUGGAAUGGCGCAAGGAGGGCAAGGCAAUCGGACGCAUGGGUACCCAGGAGGGAAUGCACACGGAACUAGAUAGCACUGGAAGACAACUUGAUCUAUACAUAACGGUCAACAAAGCUGCUGAAGGCUCUUACGAGUGCGUGUCCACAAGUAAGGAUGGCCGAUAUGUAUCUGUCACAUAUAUACUUUCUGCCCCAGCAAAAUUAUACUUUUUCAAUACAAAUACAACACAGUACCUAAUAGAAGGUCAGGACUCCUUGUUGACAUGCGAAGUGAGAGGUGACCAGCCCGUUCUCAUUAGUUGGUAUAGAAAUCAAAAUCCGAUAACAAACGAUAAUAAAUAUCAACUGGAAUCAAAUGGUCUACGGAUAAAAAAUGUAAAAAUUGAAGAUGGAGGAGUAUACAACUGUUCGGCUUCAGGUUCUGUAAACGGAGAAACUAUAGACCAAUAUAUAACAACUGAGGUACUAAUCUCACCCUUAAUACAAAAUAUAACAGCGCAUCCAAGUGACACUGUAGAAGAGAACAGCAAAUUGGUUAUAAAGUGCAAUGCAGAUGGAUAUCCCGAACCACAAUAUUCUUUUAUAAAGAUACCCCACAGCAAUAACAUAACGUGGAUUCAGGAUUAUGAUACAAUUAUAAUAAAUAACGUCACGGAGGAAUAUCGAGGAGUUUAUGAAUGUACGGCACAAAAUGAAGCUGGUUUGACCAAGAAACAAAUCGCUAUAGAAGUGCAUACGAAGCCAACCAUAACUCAUUUUAUGAGCGAAAGUGUUGUGGAGAAAGAAAAUGUACAUCUGCAAUGCAAAGCUUCGGGACGACCAAGACCUCGUAUAAUCGUAAAUAAAGUGGACUCUGAUUUGAGACUACCAUCCUCGGAGCAAAGUAUCAACGAUAUGGAAACCGAAUACAAUUUAACUAUUAACAAAGUUUCAAGAAACCACAGUGGAUUAUAUUAUUGUAAUGCGAGCAAUAAAGUUGAUUUCGAAUAUCAAACAAUAGAGUUGAGUGUUCUGUAUCGACCAAGUUUUUUGAAGUCCGAAGAAAUCAUUUACAGUUGGAUUGGAAAAGAAGUCAUUCUUAAUUGCGACUACGACAGUAAACCAGAAUCGGAUGUAUCGUGGAGGUAUCUAGGAGAAAUCUACGGAAAAGAAAGUAGUGAGUUUUUGGCGUACGUGAAUAGCUACAAGGAGCUGGCCUUGAACAUUACUGACAAUGUUCAUUUAGGAACUUAUGAAUGCACGGCUAAUAACUCUUUGGGACAUGCAAAGAAAACAUUUAAAGUCAAAGCAGGAUUUGUACCACCGAAAUUUGACAAAAAAAAGGUUACACUAACAGACAUAACAGCAACGUCAGUCACUUUUGUCAUAGAAGAUCAUUACCAACCAGGACCUAGGUUAACCGGUUAUGUAGCAGAAUAUGAUCUAACAUCCGCGUAUGAAGAAACAAGUGUACAUCCAACAAGAACUUGGGCUAAUGUUGAAAAAUAUACAUUAACCAAUCUGCAGCCCGGCAAUUCGUAUACUAUAAAAUUUGCAGCACAAAAUGAAGUGGGAUACGGGGAGUACAGUGACAGUGUGACCUUUGAUACACCUAAUAAGUCAGUACCAGAGCAAUUGAAGCUGGAAGCAAACGCGAAUUACAUAGAAAUUCCAGCCAACCAAAAAGUGCUGAAGUUGCAACCUGCUAAGGAUAAUGGUUCUCCUGUUACGUUUUAUAGAGUUAUGAUUUGUCUGACUGAGGAACAUGCAAGGCAAUGCCUAGACAAAGAGGUGGAACCAACAACGGAAGUCAAAUUAGAUUAUUUCAAUUUAAAGCCAAAUACCACAUAUUUGGCAAAAUUGGAAGCUCAUAAUGCAUUGGGAAAUUCCGAAGCCACUAUUAUCAAAGUAACCGUACUAGACUCGGAAGAAACAGAUGUACAGAAAGAGUCGUUUUUAACAGCAGGAGUUAUAAUAGGGAUUUCAGUAAUGCUGAUAAUACUAUGCAUACUGCUACUGGAUCUGUUGUUAUUUUUCACUCUGAAGAAAGGUAUCAUCGCUUCAUGUUGUCAGAAGAAAAAUAAGAAUAGAAAGGAAGAUGGGUUGACAACCAGAGACAAAAAAGGUCUGCUAAAGGACAACAACGGAGAGAAUGAUACAUUGAAAAGAGACAAUGGUCACAAAGAAUUCGAAUACAAUAAAGAAACAGGAAUCAUAACCGGAAAACAUUCCUCUGUGUAAAAAUAUAUUGAAUUCCGAUUUCUAGACGGAAUAACUAAUAAAUACAAUCAACGUAAAAUUUCAAUUUUGUCGAAAUCGGCGAUAUAAUUUCGAGGACGGAAAUAAAAUCUUGUUAUUUCAAUUAAUAAUUGGAUCUUUUGUAUACAGUUUCCAAACAUAAUUUUACCAUACAAUUGCGUAACAUUAUUAAGCAUUUGUUAAUAAAGAAAUUAGCAUUCAAUUACCUUGUCUAUUACGUACCAUAAUGUAAAUAUUUGCA